Messenger RNA from Pantherophis guttatus, 2963 nucleotides. The record is from RefSeq and is a predicted model, not a curated record. NCBI's taxonomy places the organism in Eukaryota, Metazoa, Chordata, Lepidosauria, Squamata, Colubridae.
GCAUUUACAGAGAAGAAGGAAAAUGCAUUCUCAAGCCUUCAUCCAAUGUUUACUUCUGUAAGGAAACUGAUCAUGCAAUGGUGAUUUUGGAAAAUAUGGACACGGAUUUAGAUCACAGGAAGCUCUCUCCACCUGUAUUAAUAGCUAGUACCUUUGUGGACACAUUCAGUGAAGCCAUAUCAGAGGGAUCUUUCUGCUCCAAAGAACUUUCUGUGAUAUUUUACUCUCUACUGCCAUCAAACAGCCUUUCAAAGAUUUGCUUUGCUGGACCAGUUCCUUGGUCAUUAAGACUCUACUUUAAUGGUGGUCAUGGCAUUGCCAGAGUACUUUUAGCUAUCUCCUAUGAUGAACCAAGAAGCUUUCAUGUUUUUGUGAAAGAGAACACUAUCCAACCUGUCUUGUUUUUUCCCAGCCUUUUUUGGGAAAAUGCCACAACAGGAACUAAUUACUUCAAUUUCCAGGAGAAUCUUCUGUAUGUUGCUGUUCACUGGGAUGAACCUAUAGAAAUACAUACACACAAUGCUCUUCAUAUUGCUUUCACCAUAUUAAAGGAUAUUAGAGAGAAAGCUCAUGCAGUGCUUAUUCAGCAAUUGGCAGGUUUUUUACAAAUUGGGCAGGAUGAAAUUAGAGCAGUCUCCAGUACUUCAGGAAAUGAAGACACAUUAAGGAUUAUUGCAGACAACAGUAUGAAGAAGAAAUAUCAGUGUCCUCCAGAGAGGUCAUGCAUAUUCACUCAUCAUAGCACCAGCCGACAGGGGAAUUUGCAUCCAUCCCAUGGCUUGAGAGUGCUGAUACUUGAAAUCAGUGAUCCGUUACACAUUUUAAAAUAUAAACUUGCUUCCUUGUAUUCAAGUGUCAGAUUAAACAGUUUGGCCAGUACGCUAAUUGAUGCCCAACAAACUGGGACACUUCAGCAUAUUCUCAGAUUGCCAGUUGAUUCUCUGGUGGUGAUGGUUUCCUCAGCUUCAGUUCCAACAACAGAAAAUUCUAGAAAUGGAAGUAGCCCAACUUCAUGGAGUUGCCUCUAUGUCCGUCCUUACAGCAUCUCUGUCUGGAUUCAACCCUCCAAUGGAGUGGUGGAAAGGCCACUGCUGAGGCAACCACAAAUAUUUUUUCUGGACAAACAGGGACGGAGAAUUGUGUCUUUAGGUUUCCCUUCCAAACCAUGGAUUGUGACAGUUUACCUCAAAAACUGGCCAGAAAUUAUGUUGAAAGGUAACACAAGAGUAAAGGUCAAAGAUGGACAGGCUAGCUUUCAGAAUUUGAUUGUGUCCAGCUCUUGCUCCGACUGCCACCUCAUUUUCAAAGUUACUUCUCCUCCAGGUGCUGCUUUAUCUGUUGAAUCAAGUUCUUUUACUGUUUUCCCUGUUGCUGUAUCAGAAAAAUCCGCCAUCAUCUUUACUGCUCUCCUGUGUUCAGUAGCCUCCAUGCUUGUUUUGGGAUUUGUUCUUAUUUGUUGGCUCAAGAAAAGCAAGAGAAACAAAAAUAAGCUCAGACAAUCUCAGAAGAAUAAAAAAUGCUCCCAAAUACAGGAAAAACAAACAAAUUGUGGUCUCCAUCAGCACUGCAUUGAGAAAGGAAAUGAACAUUCCACUUCUAAGAGAGAAGAUAUAAAACUGUGUGAAGAACUUACAGAAGAGCCAUUAAAGAAGUUGCAUCAAAAAACAUUGAGCCCCACAUUAACAGGAACAGCAAAUGAAAUCGAACAAGACCAUUGGCUCAAUAAAAGGAAAUCAACCAGGGAGUCUCUGGAGCUUCAGGAACUUCACAUCAAGGAGCUUAAUGAAUGGAAGAAGACCAAACAGCAUAUCAUUGACUAUGUUCAGCAUAAAGAAAUGAAAGGAGAGCAAUUCAUAGACCAAAAACAUAAAAAACACAAAGAGAUGCCUGUGACAAGAUCUGAAGAAGAUGUGAGGGGAAAACAGGAAAUUACAGUAUCAUAAUAUCUAAAUGUUCCUGAGUGUUUGGCUGCUUUUGGACUUCUUAUUUGUAAUGUAACUGCAUAUUUUGAGACAUAGAAAAUGGAGAUAAUUUGUUUAAUUUUUAGAGUGAAAUGAACAAAGACCAAUGGGCAAGUAAUGCUCCUAUGAGCUGUUUCUAGCAUAAAUCACUAGAGAUGGUUUUAGUGGUGUUUUGUUAUCUCAUGAUCACUGUUAUUCCUCUUACUUACUGAUUUUAGCCAUAUUAUGUAUAUUGCCAUGGUGGUGCAGUGGUUAGAAUGCCGUAUUGCAGGAUAACUCUGCCAACUGUCAGCAGUUCGAUCGUGACCGGCUCAAGGUUCACUCAGCCUUCCAUCUUUCCAAGGUCAGUAAAAUGAGGACCAAAAUUGUUGGGGGCAAUAUACUGACUUUGUAAACCACUUGGAGACUGCUCUAAAGCACUGUGAAGCACUAUAAAAAUCUAAGUGCUACUGCUAUUGCUAGAGGAGAUGUAGAAUGGUAAAUCAACUGCUGUUUUUGUUUGCCUUGUUACAUGCUUAUUUAGUUGUGGGCCUUAUUUCAGAAAAUAAUAUUAAAUCAGUAUAAUCAUUUAAACUAUAAAAUUGUUUAACUAAAUAAAAUAGUUUAAAAUGCUAAGGCCAUGGGAAAUGAUACAGACAGACCUUUCCAGCACCAUUUUCAAGAAAUGAGUCAAAGUCUUAUGAAUAAAAGUUGAUUCAGAAUUUACACUGGCCUUUGGAAUUAGCAUCUCCCAAAACUACUGUCCUAGCAUGUAGUCCACUAGAACUCACAAAAUAAGCGGGAUCAAUAUAGUGACUUUUCUCAUUUUCAAUAUGAAUAGAUGUAAAGAAUUUCAAGUGAAGGCUUGAAUCAUUCCAUCAUUUCUGAUAAAUUAUAUCCAAUAAUGUAAAUUUCAAUUGGAUUAGCACUGCAAGUAUUUUAUGCUAUUACCGUAAUUUCUAAUGAAGAUUGUAUGAGUGUAGUUCCAUGUGCAUAAAGAUAAAGGUAAAGGUUUCCCUCACA